Molecule: messenger RNA, 1065 nt
Organism: Komagataella phaffii GS115
Lineage: Eukaryota; Fungi; Ascomycota; Pichiomycetes; Pichiales; Pichiaceae
Exons: 1
Coding region: 1-1065 (354 amino acids)
Source: RefSeq, a predicted model, not a curated record
AUGGUACUUCAUUUCAGCCAAGUUCAGGCCCACAAAUAUGGGGUCCUGUCAUUAUAUAGAAAUCUCAUACGGAAAGCCAGGUUUGUCUCACAGGAUGAGUCCAUUUCUGAUCUUUUAAGAGAGAUCUUUCAUCGAUUCAAAAUAGAUUUAAGAAGCCACAGGAUAAGAUCACUUCUCUUGCGAGGGGAGGAAUUAAACGAAAAGUUUUCCAAAACCAUUCUCAAUGGGGCACCGUCUCAAGAAAUAGCCGAAUUGAUUUCUUCGAUCAAGCUCAUUCUGGCUCCAGCUGCAGAAGCCAAGUUGGAGACACCAAUACUGAACCCUGUACGUUCGGACAUGGAAAUUCAAGACAUUCAAGCAAGAAACUCCCAAAAACAGAAACUAAACGAUUGGAUGCAAAAGGAAAUUAAAAAUAAGAGAAAAGAAAAUCUCAUGUCAACUAAAACUCCUCCGGAUACCGUUUAUCUCAAAGAAAUCACACAACCGGAGGUUCUUUUCAAAUUGCGAGUUCAGGCGAUAGAUAAAUUAAAGACAACUUUACAGAAGGGACCCUAUAAAGCUCAAAUUGCCUAUAAAUCUGGGCUAAAGUACCCUGCCUAUAUGAUUAGAGUUCCAUGGGGAGGGUUAUGGAGGGAGAGACGAUUUCUUUACCAAGCGAUGUUGGAAACCGAUCGUCUUAAUGAGGCAACAACGCAGCUAGCCAACAACAAAAGUUUGAUGAAAAAGUACUAUGAUAUGGAAAAUCAAUGGGAUCGGUUAACGGGUCAUUCGGAUGGUGAUUGGCUUUCCGUCUUUCGAAUUGCUGAGAAAGAAAUAGAUGCUCAAUCGUCCAAGCUGGUCUCUGAAAUAAAAGAAUAUAAUAAAAGACAAAUCCAAAUAUCACAUUUAACACAGAAACAAUUGGAUGCAUACUAUGAAGCCAGAAAGGCCAACUUCACGCAACUCGUUAAAGAGUUGAAAAAUUAUGAACUAAAUCCACAUCAUUCAGACAUUGAUCUGGGCGAACUGUUGGAAAUUUACAACUUCAAGUCUCCCACCAAACUCCCAUUGUUGGGAAUAAACUGA